Nerophis lumbriciformis (worm pipefish) is the source of this 1859-nucleotide messenger RNA. RefSeq names its product PPARGC1 and ESRR induced regulator, muscle 1b (gene perm1b). NCBI's taxonomy places the organism in Eukaryota, Metazoa, Chordata, Actinopteri, Syngnathiformes, Syngnathidae. Gene Ontology annotation, cellular component: nucleus; cytoplasm. The record is from RefSeq and is a predicted model, not a curated record. Gene Ontology annotation, biological process: response to muscle activity; regulation of DNA-templated transcription.
ACCCUGCAUGAAGAUGAUAUAAUGCAGAGGAACAUAGAAGGAACCCUGCAUGAACAUGAUAUAAUGCAAAGGAACAUCGAUAAAACCUUGCAUGAAAGCUUUCAUUGGGAAAGGAUGGACUCUAAUGACUUUUCAGACAGUGUUGAGUUCUUUUCUCUUCAAAGUUCUGGUUCUGAAAGUUAUCUUUCUGCUGCUGAAUCAGUGGAUCAGGAUCUGCUUGAGGAUUCCUUUAAAAACCAACAAAUGGUUUGCUUAUCAUCAUCAUCAUCAUGCAGCUCUCAGCCAAAUGAGGUCUGUGGUUCUGAAAACCUGCAUGGCAGAGGAGCAGCCAUCAGUUGUGGUGACCAGGCUUGUGUUGGAUCCACUGCUCCAGGUGAGAGCUUCAUCAACAGCAGCAGGGAACUUGAGCUUUCAAUGUGCUGUGGUUCUCUAAGAUCUCAACCCCUUCCUGAAGUCAUCGUCACCCAAGUGGCAGACAGCCCUGAAGCUUACGCCCAAGCUGCAGGCCACAAGCAAAGCGUCUAUGCCAUCUCCGCCUUCUGGGAGGAAAUGGAAAAACUAACCAUCAACGACAUCUUACAUCUGAGGACGACAAGAAGUCCACCUCUCAGCGAAACGUCUGACGUACCCACACAAACCAGUUCUCUCGUGGAUCCUGAAGAACAUCAUUUGACCCAUGGAGGCCUUACUGAUUUCUCCGAUGCUGGCGACUCGGACUACUUUACGCAGGCCAGCGACUCCAAAGCGGAUCGCUCAAGCUGGGAUUUUUCUGUGUGUGAUUUUGAAGAAGAUUAUUGGCAAUUUCUGGGCACCAGUAGGAACACCAGUCCGGAUCUGAGCUGUAAGACCCUAGCGGAUGAGGAGGAGACGAGGAGCGAAGACUUUGCAGGACGAAAGGGACCACAGAGACGGAUGACAAAAACCAAAAGUGUGCAAAACGUACAAGCUCUGAAAACUGAGGACUUAUCUAUGGAGGCUUUUCUAUACAAUGAUGACAAGUGUGAGACAGUUUCAGGAGACAAACUAGGAUCCAUGAGUACAGUUCUUGUUCACGGUAAAGCUCUAGAACCUCUCACAUGGGGAACCAUGCAUUGGGAUCCUGAAGACACCUUUUUGGAACACAGUGACCCUGACAUCCUAUUCCUACUCCGUGAGUCCCACAAGUGGAAACCCAUUCCAAUCUUUUCCUGCUCCCAUCCUACUGUCAGAGAACUCACCCUUCCUGAGUGGAGUGGUCCCUUCUUAAGCACCGACGCCAUUCCACCGGCCCAAGUCUUGUCGCACGCUCUCCUCCGCCUUGGUGGACCGAUCCCCUUCCAUGACAAAGGCAGCAUCUGGUGCAGAAGGUCUGGACAAAGAAAGCAAGGAAGCGUCCUCAUGUCCACGUUGGAAGUAGUCUCCCCUCCCGCAUGUGAGCAGCAGAGAAUUCUGGGAACAAUCCAAACGCCAGUGCGACUCUUGCAGCAGUCCGACUUGUGUUUGGUCUGCAUCGCCUUCGCCUCCUGGGUACUGACGUCCUCUGAUCCAGAGUCAGCGGACGCUUGGAAGACAGCUCUGCUUGCAAACGUGAGUGCCCUUUCGGCGAUCCAGUACCUGCGGCAAAGAAAGUAAAGACCAGGAGUCCUCCACAAGGCGUCACCUCAUGUCAUGUCAUUUUCUUUCAGGUAAACUAAGGUCCAUUCAUAGACAACAACUAUUCCGUAUGUACAAUUGCUGUAGAUCAGGGGUGUCAAACUCGUUUUAAUUAAGGGCCAUAUCGCAGUUAAGUUUGCCACUUUUAACAGUGAAUGAUAUUAAUUACACAAUUGCCUAUGCAUUUGAUAAUUUUUUUUGUUUUUUAUGUACAACAAUGUGAAUUU